GGACCAUUCACCACCCUCUAGCUUCGACUUGCAACGUCUUCCUUCUUCGCAUCCUACGCUAUGUCUGAUUACGAGGAAGACUUGCCUGUGAACAGUGGCGCUGCGGAGGUAACCGCGGAGAACGAGGAUGUCGAAGAGGAGUACGAAGAGGACCAGGAGGAACGACCUCGCAAGAGCUCACGGAGAGACUAUGACGACGACGAAGAGGACGAGGAAGAUGAGGAGGACGAGGAGGAGGACCCGGGCGCAGAACGGGGAAAGAAACGUAGAAGGACGAAGCGGCCUGCCGUCAACCGCUUCCUCGAUGUGGAGGCCGAGGUGGACGAGGACGAGGAUGAAGAGGAAGACGUGGACGAAUAUGCCCGCGAUGAGUUCGUCGUUGGCGGAGAGGCGGAGGAGGACGACCUGGCGCGACGCGCAGCGGACCAUGCAAGAUUUGACAGACGAGAACGAGAGCUCGACGACCAAGACCUUGCGAAGAUCGCGGAGAACCUGAAUCAACGGUACAGGCGCACCGCGAAGCGGUUUACCAGCGACGCCGAGCUACCGCAGCGAAUGCUUAUGCCGUCCGUGGAAGACCCAAGCCUUUGGCAAGUCCGUGUGAGGCCUGGCAAGGAACGCGACCUUGUAUUCAGUCUCAUGCGCAAGGCUCUCGACCUGGAGUUCUCGAACCGGCCACUUCAAAUAUUCUCCGCCUUCCAACGCGACUCACUGCCUGGUAUGAUCUAUGUGGAGGCCCACAGCGCCAAGCAGGUCGCCGACGCCUGCAACGGGCUAGUCGGCGUCUUCCCAAGUCGCGGAAUAGUGCUCGUACCAAUUGACGAGAUGGCUAGUCUGCUGCAGAUCAAGAAGCAGGACCUGACGGUCACUCCGGGGAGCUGGGUGCGUAUCAAGCGUGGCAAGUACCAAGGCGAUCUCGCGCAGGUCAUGGACAUCACGGAGAACGGGGAGGAGGUCGGCCUCAAGUUCAUCCCGCGUAUUGAUCUGAAUCCCAAGGACGACGCUGCUCUCGACGCAAUGGGCAAGAAGCGAAAGAAGGGACCGUCAGGGCUGUCGUCGUUCAGCAUGCGUCCGCCGCAGCGCUUCUUCAACUACGAGGAAGCUGUCAAAGUGUAUGGACGUAAGGGCGUGUCGAAGCGGAACCAGGUGUACGUGUUCCAGAACGACACGUACCGGGACGGCUUCAUCGAGAAGGACUUCCGCCUCACUGCGCUUCAGUUGGACGACGUCAAUCCGACGCUAGACGAGAUCACCCGGUUCACGCGCGGUCAGGAUGGCACGGAAAACGAUGCGAACGUCGAUUUGUCUAUCAUCGCCGAGGCAUCGCGCAAGGCUGCCAUAUCCGUACUGCAGCCCGGUGAUCACGUCGAGGUCUUCGAGGGCGAACAGGCCGGUGUGCAUGGUACAGUCCACUCGAUCGAGCAGGACAUCGUCUCGAUACAGCCAGUAGGCAUGGAUCUGGAGCAGCGGAUCCAACUACCUGCACGCAGCGUCCGGAAGCGUUUCAAGCCUGGAGACCAUGUCAAGGUCAUGGCAGGCCAAAACGCCGAUGAGACCGGUCUCGUCGUCUCGGUCGUCGACAAUGUAGUGACAUUCCUGUCGGACAUGUCGAUGCAAGAGGUGUCAGUGUUCUCGAAAGACCUCCGUGAGGCAGCCGAGGUUGGUACAGGAACUAACGUCGUCGGGAACUACGAGCUGCACGAUCUCGUACAGCUUGAUUUGCAGACGGUCGGGGUCAUCUUCAAGACGGAGAGGGAUUCUUUCCGAGUGCUCGACCAGAACGGUCAAAUUCGGCUUGUACAACCCCACCAAAUCUCGAUGCGCCGAGACUCGAAUAGGGCUAUUGCCACUGACGCGGAAGGCCAUGAGUUGCGUGUCAACGACAAUGUCAAGGAGGUCGACGGGGAGGGACGCAAAGGUCGUGUUCUCCACACGUACCAGUCGUUCUUUGCGUUCCUCCACAACCGGGACUACAAUGAGAACGGCGGUGUGUUCGUCACGCGUGCUCGGUCUUUGGUGUCUCUGGCGCCGAAGGGCAAUGCUAUGAAGCUCGGUACAACUGACUUGUCGAAGAUGAACCCGGCCUUGACCGGUGGGGUCGGAGGCAUGGUGGGCUCUGGCAACAUGGGCCGUGGACCCCGGGACCGACUCAUCGGAGUCACCGUCACCGUGACGAAGGGACCGAACAAGGGCUACGUUGGUACCAUCAAGGAUACCAACGGGCCUAUCGCUCGAGUUGAGCUGGUCACUGGUAACAAGGUCAUCUCGAUCGAUAAGGCGAAACUCAUGCGGAGAAACCAAAACGGUGCGUUGGAACCGCUGGAGGGACCGAACAACAUGGGCCCACCACGGAGUGGUUUCAACUCCGGUGGCGGACGCACGCCAAAUCCGUAUGCAGGCAACAGCGGUCGUACGCCUGGUUGGGGCGCCGUCGGGCGGACACCCAAUCCCUAUGCAAACGGCGGUGGCAAGACACCACAUUGGGGUCAGACGCCCGGGUGGGAGAAGACCCCUGCGUGGCCGGGUGCGUCAGCGACGCCGUUCCAGUCUGGCGACAAGACCCCUGCGUGGCCUGGCGCCUCACGGACGCCAAAUCCGUAUAUGCAGAAUCAGCCAAAGACGCCACGCUGGGACGGCUCAGCGCAGUCGCCUUCACGAGGGCAAGCGAAGUCGCCAGAACGUCCACAGGCAGCCGGUGGAUGGGGCGGUGUCAAUUGGGGGGAUCUCAGUUACAUUGACAAUCCGCAAGCGACAUCACCUGCGGCGAAUCCAUACACUGGUGCACCAACACCUGGAGCCCACGAUCUCUACCAAGACUUCCGGACCCCCAACAUCGGGACCAGUAUGGUCACUCCGGGCCCAUCCGCUGCUGAUUUCAUCGGCAACACCUCGGAUGCACCCUUUGAACUCUCCGAUCAGUGGCUCCUCGAACCAGACUUCUCGAACCAGCGCGGUAUGCUUGUCGAAGUCAAAGGCUCCUUCGGUCCCAGCGGCUGGUACAACGGGGAUUACGAGGGCAAGCAGGGCAUCAUCCUCUCAAUAUUUGACACCAAAAGCCCCAACUUCGCUGCGACGGCAAGCGUGCGCUUCUUCGAGCCCGUAGAUCCAGCCAAGUCUGCGCUUCAGGUGCCAGUUGAGGUUCUCAAGCCGGUCAAGCCUGAGAAGUAUGGCACGGAGGUCCUCAUCCUCCACGGUCCACAUAAGGGUCAGCAAGCGAGAGUCAACAUGGUCGAAGCUGGCGGCCUCAUGGUCGUGACAACAAAACAAUUCACAGUGGACGAGCUCAGCGCCGAGAAGCUCGUGGUGGUACAACCAGUCGAUUGAUGCGCCUGUCUGUAGUUGCUGUAACAUACUGACUUUGUGGUUACUUAUUUCAUUGCCGUUCUUGCGACUCCUUCAUACACACUACACG
This is a messenger RNA of Rhodofomes roseus, 3412 nucleotides long. Its product is annotated as transcription elongation factor Spt5. Bases 61 to 3324 code for a protein of 1087 amino acids. The transcript has 10 exons. Gene Ontology annotation, biological process: regulation of DNA-templated transcription elongation; transcription elongation-coupled chromatin remodeling; transcription elongation by RNA polymerase II. The record is from RefSeq and is a predicted model, not a curated record. Gene Ontology annotation, molecular function: mRNA binding. NCBI's taxonomy places the organism in Eukaryota, Fungi, Basidiomycota, Agaricomycetes, Polyporales, Fomitopsidaceae. Gene Ontology annotation, cellular component: DSIF complex.